Molecule: messenger RNA, 1877 nt
Organism: Solenopsis invicta (red fire ant)
Lineage: Eukaryota; Metazoa; Arthropoda; Insecta; Hymenoptera; Formicidae
Gene: pall
Product: F-box only protein 28
Exons: 3
Coding region: 326-1561 (411 amino acids)
Biological process (GO): protein polyubiquitination
Molecular function (GO): protein binding
Source: RefSeq, a predicted model, not a curated record
CAUCUGACUGAUGCGUUCGAGUUCGACGGACGAUUCGACUUCCAAUAGGAGAAAGAUUCCCACUCAGCAACACUUUUGUCUCUACAAAACGUGUUCUUCUAUUGGAUAUCAGACGUCAUAUAUCGAACGCAGUGUGAAUUCUGCGAUUACACAUUAGCAAAGUGUAUUUUAGAACGCAUCUGUACGUUUGUUUAUAGGUCAUUUGAGAUCGGAGUAUUCUGGAGUGUUCGAAGCUCGAAGCUCAUGAUCACGAGCUACUAUACUAUCGAUAGCGUGGCGUAGAUUCGCGUCAAUUACGGUACGGUGCGGAUUUCGGUGCUAAAAAAUGGACAUUUCCCUCGUGUCGCACAUGGAAUGGAAAAAAGCGCCAGCUGAUAUGGUUGACGAGCAACAGAGUCGACUGCACGAUCCUGCCACGCGACAGAUGAACGAUAAUGCGCAACUGAAUCUGAUAAAUCUUCCCGAUGUGUGCUUAGAGGCGGUCCUGUCUAACCUCUCCUACGAUGAGAUUUCUAAAUAUAGGAUCGUUUGCAGACAGUUCGAUCGAAUCUGCAAGAAGCUGCUCAACCGUGGCUUCAAUCUUAUGGAAAAGCAUCACGCGCAAUGCCUCCGCACCGUUAAGAGCCAGCUGCCGAGGAGGGAGUCGGAGCGACGGAGCCAUCCUCUGGCACGUCAUUGCGAUAUCUUGACGGCGAUAGAAACGAGAAUCUCCAUGUUAUCAAUGACUUUCAUUAAGUAUGUGGAUCUGAAUGUUUGCUGCUUCAUUCCUGGAAAGGUAAUUGAUGAAAUUUUCCGUGUUCUUCGAUUAAUUCAAGAGACGAAGACACCACCCAGAGCACACGAAAUACUGCAAGAACUACGAGAUAUAAGCAGCAUGGCCAUGGAACAUUUUGAUGAGAAGAUCUUGCCUGAUCUGAAGCACAACAUCUGUACAUCCAUGGUUGGGACUGUGAAUUCAUAUGAUUUACCUGGUGGCGUCAUGAUCUCUCACGGUAGAAACAUAAAUAAUACCACACUGCCACAUUGUAACAAUCAUAGCAUGACCUGCUCGGAGAAGCUUAACCAGAUCUUUAAGAAGAUUAACGAUCGUACAAAAAGGAACAAGAUGUUCUUCUUGUCUGUGAAAAAUCAAAUGGCUAGAAUAAAACUUAGGAUGCAAAGGCAAGAAUAUCUGGUGCGGAAGCAAAAUCUGAAGUUAUACAAACAGGCAAAGAAGAUGCAGGAUCAAGACACUCAGUUAGCCGAAGUGCGGAAGCACCUUGAGGAGUGGGAGCAGAAGAUGGUUGAUUUGACUACUGAAGUGAGCCGAGCGCGAGAGGGAAUUCCACUCCCUCAGAAUCCCGAUUCAUUAGAAAGUCUUAAACGAAAAGCACACAUUAUUAACACCGAUGCCGAGACACUUCAAAAGACGAACGAAUUGCAAUCUAAGAAACGCAAACUUAUAAUAGAAAGAAAAGCGUCGAGUGACGCACAGGACAUGAAGUUUAAAAAAUUUAUGUCAGGCUUACUUGCAAAAAAUGAAUUAGAUGAUUAUUUCGUCGAUCCCUCGUGUCCGCGCUAAUUUUGCUCUUUUUAUAUUAACAGUUUUAGCGCAAAGAUUUUUGCGGAAUCAUACUCUUUAUAUAAUGCAUUUUUCAACUGUAACAUGUAUGACAUAGAUUUAAUCAUAGAGUAACAUAUACUCAGUACAUCUAAAAAGUUUAAUUAAAAUUAUAAAAGUUAUAUUCAAACAAUAGUUAUUAGAGUUUAAGUUAAAAUUAAUAUUUUUAAUUUUUUCUUUCAUUACAGAAGCAACAUAAUAUAUAAAUAAAUCUUUUUCAUUAGUUUUAUAAUGCUUUACUUGGAAUUUUUACAUAUAUUUGCAAAAUAUAUAUGUA